Molecule: messenger RNA, 372 nt
Organism: Linum tenue
Lineage: Eukaryota; Viridiplantae; Streptophyta; Magnoliopsida; Malpighiales; Linaceae
Source: the annotation of a GenBank genome assembly
UGGAGGAUAAGGAAGGUGUUGACGAAGAGCGACACCAACGACUGCUCGAGGCUACUGAUAGCCACCGAUACGGCGCGGCAGCACGUGUUCCCCUACCUGGCCCCGGCGGAGGCGGAGAAGGUGGAGAGCGGCGGGCCGAAGGGGGACGGGGCGGCGGACGUGGUGGUUUGGGACGGGGACACGGGCUCGGAGCACCGGCUGCAGUUCCGGAGGUGGAACUCCAGCGGGUGCUACGUGUUCAACAAUGAGUGGCAGGGAGGGUUCGUGCGGAGGAGGCAGCUGGAGGAAGGCGACGAGGUCGGUCUCUACUUUGACGGCCGACGCCGGCGAUUUGUCUUCUCCGUCCUUAACCGGGCGGCGAACCGUAAUUAA